UCCCUUCCCUUAGUUUUAUGUUUUCAAAACAAUUUCAAGUCCCGGGAUUGAGUGAAGAAUUGCUAUAUUAAUUGCGAAAAGCUCAGCAAUCCAAGCAUGGAUAAGAAGAAGAAAUGGAGGCAUACAGGGAACAAAGUAAAAGAGGAAGCGACCAUGGAUAAAAAGAAGAAUCACAAGAGCAAGAGCAUUCUCGAGAUCCUCCCUCUUGAGCUGAUUCACAGAAUCCUACUGCUGGUGCCGAUCAGACAUCUCGCUCGCCUCAGGUGCGUUUCGAAGCUGUGGCAUUCUCUAAUUUCUAAUCCUGACUUUGCGAAAUUGCAUUUUCACCACUCUCCCGCCGCCACCACCGCAUGUUUCUUCAUAGAAAAAGCCACUAUAGCUUACUUCAUUUACAUAGACGACAAUGAUGCAUCACAAAAAGUGGUGUCCCCCCCUUUCAAGAAGAAACCACCGUCUGGUUUUGCGGUUUUAGGAUCUUGCAGAGGCUUUAUUCUCUUGGAUCGUGACCCACAUUUUCUUGUGGUAUGGAACCCAUUGACUGGAUUCAGCAAAAGAAUAUCCUAUUCUCAUAUUGGUCCUCGUCGUAUCUUCCGUAGCAUUAGGCUUUCCUAUAGUGCGCGUCUGUAUGGAUUUGGUUAUGAUGCAUCACAGGAUGAUUACUUAUUUGUUGUAGCUUGGAGCGAUUGGAAAAGACAAUGUCAUUUGGAUUGCUUGUCCUUGAAAAUCAAUUCAUGGAUUAAUCUUGAUGCUGCACUCCCCAACGCAGUGGAUUGGUUUGACCAUAAUUCUUGUGGGUUGUUCUUGAAUGGCGCUAUUCAUUGGGUGCCUUCCUGUCUUAAAGAUUACAGGGAUGCUAUUCUUAUCUUUGAUUUGAAGGAGAGGACUUUCUCAAGGAUAUCUGGGCCAGAACAACCUGUAAAGAGUGCAUCCUCCUAUUCAAGUCUCGCCCUACUAGGAGGCUGCCUAGCUUUGUAUAAUCGCAAUUAUAAUAGCUGUAACACUCACAUAUGGGUGAUGAAAGAAUAUAGAGUGCACUCAUCUUGGACUCUCUAUCGGAUUCCUUGCAAAGUCUUUCGGCCAUUGUGCUUAUCCAGUAAUGGUGAUAUUAUUGGAAGAGGUUAUGAUAAAAUAGGGUACUUCAUAUACAAUGUAAGAGGAGACCUGCUCAAGCAUUUUAAAAAUGUUUGUUCUCCCCUUCCCACCCGAUACUGUUUAUACAGAGAGUCUCUUGUGGUCUUGCCACUCCCUGGCGACAUUAAGGAUAAGAAGAAAAGGAAGGAAAACUGCUAUCAAGUUCACCAUCAAGUUUAGCAUCACCAAAGAUUCAAACAGAGAAAGAGAAUGAGGAGCCAACACCCACUUGGGGAGAACAUUUGAAAAGUGCGAAUGAAGUUUAGUUUCUUUUUAAGUCCAAUAUAUCUUUUGAAUCAAAUCUAAUAGUAAUAUUUCUUGGUUGGUUAUGCAAAACUUUAUAGGAUUUAUUUUGCAGAUUACAUGAUAUACUUCUUCUUUUAGUCUUUAUCUUUAGCGUGGUUGUUUUUAGAAGUUCACUGGAUGAUGCCAACCCAGAAACAAAAAAUUACAGUAUAUAUGAGGGUUGUUUUAUUUUGACUAUAUAAACUUGCUGCACCUUGUAUGUCAAACCAGUUAUCCACGGCAUUGGUGGCAGAGGGGCUUAUUUGAACAUGUUUUGAAAGGAUAAGUACUCCUAUAAAUAGUUUUGCAUGCA
This is a messenger RNA of Arachis ipaensis, 1729 nucleotides long. RefSeq names its product F-box/kelch-repeat protein At3g23880-like. Gene Ontology annotation, molecular function: protein binding. The record is from RefSeq and is a predicted model, not a curated record. Lineage: Eukaryota; Viridiplantae; Streptophyta; Magnoliopsida; Fabales; Fabaceae.